This is a messenger RNA of Talaromyces stipitatus ATCC 10500, 607 nucleotides long. RefSeq names its product ubiquinol-cytochrome c reductase complex ubiquinone-binding protein QP-C precursor, putative. Lineage: Eukaryota; Fungi; Ascomycota; Eurotiomycetes; Eurotiales; Trichocomaceae. The record is from RefSeq and is a predicted model, not a curated record. The transcript has 4 exons. The coding region runs from base 90 to 377 and encodes 95 amino acids. Gene Ontology annotation, biological process: mitochondrial electron transport, ubiquinol to cytochrome c.
ACGACAUACAAGAACAAACAUUCCUCUGUGUGUUGGUGGUCUAUAACAUACUCAAUUGAUCUCGGACUCUCGUUGUCGAACAUUUCACAAUGACUGGCGGUUACGCACCCAAGCACGGAACCUGGCAGCAAGGAUGGGGUGGUCACAUUGCUCGCCCUGAGAAAGGGGUUACCAGCUACACCCUCUCGCCCAACCGCCAGCGCCUGUUCCCCAAUUUCUGGCACACUGCCAUCUUCAACACUUUCCGCCGUUUCCGCCAUCAAGUUCUCUAUGUCGCCCCUCCCUUCAUUGUGGCGUACUCGUUGAUGGAAUGGGCCGUUGAACGGAAUGAAUACUUGAACUCCAAGGCUGGCCGUGCCGAAGCUGGCGAGGAGUAAAUUUGCGUUCAGAUAUUGAUUUUUGCAGUGUACAGCAAUACGGUGACCCGGUUGUUACAUUUUGGUCUCGUACAGUAUGAGCAUAGCGAUAUCGAAGAUUUGCGAACUAGAUUUGACAGGUUUGGCUAUUGGCAUACUUUACAUACAGUCCCUUUGUACUAUUUCUUCAUUUGUUAUGGACAUUGCACAUCAUAUUAAAUAUACUAAAUCUCAUAUCUUUUGACGCCCGC